Schistosoma spindalis is the source of this 940-nucleotide messenger RNA. Lineage: Eukaryota; Metazoa; Platyhelminthes; Trematoda; Strigeidida; Schistosomatidae. The record is from the annotation of a GenBank genome assembly.
GUCAAACCGAGCUCACCCCACUUCACCUAUGCCUGAUGCAAGUAGUAAAAGAAGUCCUGUUGAAACAAGCAUCCUUGACUACGUUUUAUCCUUUCAUGGGUCAAAUUGCAAGAAUCGAGCUUCGUUCAUAGCUCUUUUGGUCCACUCAGAACUUUUAUCGCGUGGAGCAAGACCCACAGAAGCUACCGCGCGAACUGCAGUACUUAGUUCGUCCUGUCUUGCUAAAGAUCCUAUUCGAAUAUCAUACACGUUGAUAUCUAGAACAAAGUCCGACACGUUAUCAACACCUUGCAGCCAACUGCAAGUCUCAGUAGCCGAAACAGACGCUCACAUUUUCGUUAAUGUAACAGACACAACUACCGAUAAAUUUGGACAUUUGGAACUUUCUGGAAUCGAACAUGUUUGUCUUGAUAGCGUCAAUAAUUCGACUUACGGAGAUGCUAAUACCGUAUUCCCCCAAUUAAACGAACUGCUGGACUCCUUUGAGGAAAAUCUGUGGAAACCUGUCCUCCCUCCACCUCUUUUUGGCCGUCCAUCUGAAACUGAUAAGAAUGAACCUCGACCAACCAAUGAUGAUUUCCAUAACCAACCACAAAAACCCUUUCUGGGCAAUUUCACUAGAACAGAGCCGUCAGCUGGGACACUACCGCCAGAUUAUGGACGAAGUGAUCUUGAUCCUCUAGCAAGUAUCGGAGGGCCAUCAAGAGGUGGUGGAAUGAUUUUAGACCCAAGGCGCAUCAUACCUGGUAGUCGAGUUGAUAGUGACCUUUUUCUCGGUGGUCCUGAUGUUCUUCCUUCUGGGGCAGUUCCUCCGGGGGCCCGAUUUGAUCCUUUUGGACCCGGUAUAGGACCUCUCAGACCACAUCCUUCAGGUGGUCGUCGCCAUAUUCCAGAUCCUGAUCAUGCCAUGCCUCCUGGAUUCGAUAACUUCUAUAUGUAG